CGAUCAUCGAAUGGCGCGAACUGAUAGAAGAGUUACAUAGUCGUGGCAUGUAUGCUAUCAUGGAAAACACAAUCGGCACCAUGGGCGACCUUCUGAGCUUCGAGGGCUUCGAGAACCAAACGACUCCAUUCAACGCUCAUGAGUACGACACACUCUGGAAAAGCAGCCGCAGAUAUCAUGACUUCGAGGUUGAUAACGACAUUCUCGAAGAUUGUCAAUACCCCGUCUUUUAUAAUGAUGACGGAUAUCCCGUGAACUCGUCCAUCAUGGCCACCUUCGACAACAAGUGUCGAAAAUCCGACUUCGAUCAGUAUGGAGAUAUGAAGGGUGUAGGCUAUGUCCCUCCAUACCAAAGUCAGCUGUCCAAAUUUGCCAGUGUUCAGGACCGCCUCAGACUGUGGAAACACGACGUCUUGGAAAAAGUCAUGCACUUCAGUUGUAUGCAAAUUGCGUCUCUUGACAUCGACGGUUUCAGAGUUGACAAGGCCCUGCAAACGCCAAUUGAGGCGUUAGCUGAGUGGGCAGAUUACCAGCGCGAGUGCGCUCGUCGUUACGGAAAAGAGAAUUUCCUGAUCACCGGCGAGGUUGUUGGUGAACUCAAAUACUCCUCUGUCUUUUUCGGUAGAGGCAAGUCUCCUGACACCUACUUCGACAAUCAGACUGAAGCACAACUUGCGACUGGAAGCACCGAAGGCUAUAUUCGCGAGUUCGGCAACAAUGCACUGGACGGCAGUAACUUCCAUUAUCCCACAUAUGGUGCGCUGACUCGCUUCUUGGGACUCGACGGCGACAUUGGCUUCGAAGGCGUCGACUUCGCGCAGCAUUGGAACGCGUAUCUGCUUACUGACGAUUUUGUCAAUGUGAACACUGGCCUGUUUGAUCCACGGCACAUGUUUGGCACGACCAACCAAGACGUCUUCCGUUGGCCAGCACUGAUCAAUGGCACCCAAAGGCAGGUCCUUGGGUUCUUCAUCACAUUCUUGGAAAUGCCCGGCAUCCCUGAGCUUAUCUGGGGCGACGAAGUCGAAUACAAGGUGCUGGAAAACUUGGCUGCCGAUUAUAUGUUUGGCCGUCAACCCAUGGCGUCAACCAGGGCCUGGCAGAUGCAUGGCUGUUACAAAGUCGGCGCUGCUGGCAAUGGUUACUAUGAUAUGCCAUUUGGUGAUUCACUUACUGCUUGCGAGGACGAUACAGUCAGCCUUGACCAGAGAAACGCUGCCCACCCUCUGCGGAAUUUGAUUAAGCGCAUGUUUCAGUUGAGAAUCCACUACCCAGUCCUCAACGAUGGCUUUACCCUCACCACGCUCUUCUUCGAAACGAGAGACAUAUUCCUUCCCCACAGCGGACAACUCCCAACGCCUCUUGGCAUCUGGUCGGUCUACCGUGGCCGUACCCCAGAUGUGCAAGACUUCGCUGGCGAAGGCAUGGGGAACCAGGGCAUUUGGCUCCUCUUCUCGAACCAGAAUGAGACCACUUACUACUCAUAUGACUGCCGCAACUCAUCUGGCUCUCUCGUUGCGCCAUUUCCCGAAGGAACCACUGUCAAGAACUUGUUCUAUCCAUACCAAGAGUACACGCUGAACUCAUCCACGACGAAACUAGGCAUCGAGGGCUCAGACGAAGUCAACGGCUGCUUACCUGGCAUUGAGCUCGAACCUUGGGGGUUCCGUGCCUUCGUUCCGAUCGACAAAUUCGUUGCAGCUGCACCAGUCAUUACUGGUGCUGUACCUCGUCACGAUUCAAGAAUUGAAACUACCGUAGACCUGAACGAUACGAUCUCAAUUCCUGUUACACUGCUCUUCAGCCGAGCGAUGGAUUGUGACUCAAUUCUCCAGGCCAUCACCCUUGAGUCGAACACUAUGACGGAUAUUACCCCAGCUUUCGAGCCCUUGAGCGUCGUCUGCCGCAACAUCUCGGCGGAAGGCUCCCAGCGCUUUGUUGGAGAGGCCUUAUCCAUGUUCGAGUGGUCAGCUAUGCUGAUGAAUGUCAGCCAUGGCGUGCACACGUAUACCGUUGCUAACGCAACGAGCACCGACAGAACGUUAUUCACAAACGCUAAAGAUCGCUUCAUGCUCCGAGUGGGCACAAAGGAGAACCCGGUUGUUUUCCCUGGCAAUGCUAAUUACACUACUGGCCUCCUUCGUCGCGAGUCCACUACUGGCCAGCUAGUUCUGAUACCAAAAGCCGCUGGAGCUACACUGUGGCGCUUCUCUACCAACUACGGCUCCAGCUGGUCAAAUUGGACUUCCUAUACUGGUGACGAAGUAGAGAUCGAGGAACAAGCGUGGUCCGGGACCGAUGCUCAACGAUGGAGUGGUGUGCAUGUCGUGACGCAGUACUACUCGAACUUGAUUGGGUCUACAGACCAUAUUCAGCACUCUGAUCUCGACUCCGAAGUACCCAAGCGCUGGCCUCAUGUCCACGUACAGGGCCCAUGGAACCAAUAUGGUUAUGAUGGUGGCUUGGACGAUCAAAUGCACCAAGACUUAGAAGGCGUUUGGAACUUUGAUCUGUCUUCGGAGUGGCCCACGUCGGUGAUCCUCAACGUCUGGGGCAUGAAUCCUGACGGAGCUCCCGACAAAUCAGCUGCAUUCGGAGACGUGGAUGGAGAUAUGGUCGUCGAUUUUGUUCCGCCUGACAGUCUGUCCUUCAAUCAGAUCAACAUCACCGCACCACACUGGCCUCACACUGCAUAUGCGGUGUCAAUAAACGAUGGCUCACUACGCUAUACCAUCUCUCCCAUCGGGUCUGCGCAGAGACAGCUUACGUUGUAUAUCAUCCUGGCUUGCUUUCCGCUAAUCACUGCCUGCUUAGCCGUUGCAGUGUAUCACGGCUCAUUCUACCGCCUGAAGUACAACUCUAUUGGCCUCACGAAGCGAAGUUAUCCUUUCAGUCAGUUUCAAAAGAAGACGAGUAUCACAGAUAUACCACAUUUCACCUUUGAUAAAGUCUCAGAGAAACGAAGUGUUUCUGGUGCAACUGAAAUCAACCAGGAUGUCGUUACGAGCGAGGCUCCAAGGACGAUCCUAAUUGCCACUAUGGAGUACAAUAUCGCUGAUGAGUGGAACAUCUCGAUCAAGAUUGGAGGCCUCGGUGUGAUGGCAUCAUUGAUGGGAAAGCACUUGGACAAGCAUAACCUCAUCUGGGUUGUACCGUGUGUUGGAGAUGUUGUCUAUCCGAUUGACCGCGUGGUCGAGCCCAUUCAGAUCACUAUCAUGGGUAAGCCCUAUCUGAUUGACUGUCAAGUCCACGUUGUUGGCAGAAUCACUUAUGUACUGCUCGAUGCACCACUCUUCCGACAACAAACCAAAAAGGAGCCGUAUCCGGCUAGAAUGGACGACCUCGACAGUGCGAUUUACUACUCCGCUUGGAACUCUUGCAUCGCCGAAGUCAUGAGAAGGUAUCCCGAGAUCAAUAUUUACCACAUCAACGACUACCACGGAGCAGUGGCCCCGCUCCACCUGCUUCCUAGAGUCAUCCCCGUUUGUUUGUCACUCCAUAACGCUGAGUUCCAAGGGCUAUGGUCGCUCAGUACGCCUCAGAAAAUGCAGGAGAUGAGUGAUGUCUUCAAUCUGGAUAAGGCUACGAUACGAAAAUACGUCCAGUGGGGUGAUAACUUCAACUUGUUGCAUGCCGGGGCUAGCUAUCUCCGUGUGCACCAGAAAGGCUUUGGAGCAGUUGGAGUAUCGAAGAAAUAUGGUGCUCGCUCGUUCGCAAGAUACCCAAUUUUCUGGUCAAUUUCUGUGGGCAUCCUUCCGAACCCGGACCCAGCUGAUACAGAGCAAUUUGAUAAGUGUCUCCCAAAUCCCAAUGUCAUCAUCGACCAGGAGUUUGAAAGUUCGCGUGGAGCGAAACGAAGGCAAGCACAGGAGUGGGCCAACUUGACCGUUGACGAAUCGGCCGAACUCUUCGUCUUUGUCGGUCGUUGGUCGAUGCAGAAAGGAAUUGAUUUGAUCGCAGAUGUAUUCUCAUCUGUGCUCGAAAAGAAUCCAAAGGCACAACUGAUCUGUGUGGGUCCUGUGAUCGACCUCUAUGGAAAGUUUGCUGCUCUCAAGCUCGACUUCCUGAUGAAGAAAUAUCCUGGAAGAGUCUAUUCGAAGCCCAUGUUUGUGUAUAUCCCACCAUUCGUCCACGCUGGUGCAGAGUUCGCUCUGAUACCUUCGCGUGAUGAGCCAUUUGGCUUGGUCUCCGUCGAAUUCGGUCGCAAGGGAGCUCUCGGCAUCGGAGCUAGGGUAGGCGGCCUCGGACAGAUGCCUGGAUGGUGGUUCUCUGUUGAGAGCUCUUCGACCAAACACCUGACAUCGCAAUUUAAGAAGUGCAUAAACGGUGCUUUGGCUUCAGAUCAGCAAACACGUGCGCUGAUGCGAGCUAGGUCGAAGCAACAGAGGUUUCCAGUCGCCCAAUGGGUAGAAGAUCUCGAGGCUUUGCAGUUGAAGGCAAUCAAACUCAACAAGAAGGUCCAAAACGGCACGACAUCAACUUUCAGUACACCAACCAGUUCGCCGCCUCGUUCACGGAUCCAGUCACGCGUGACUUCUCCAACAGCCUCAAGAAGUUCUUCUCCCGCUCCGCCGAUAUCGCAGCCUCAAUUCAGACGCCGACUUUCAUCGCUGCUGUAUCCCGCCCACCCAUCGUCGGAGCAGUUCAUGCAAUUCAGACGUAGGAUGUCCUCGCUCUUUCCAGUAUCGCGAAGAUCGCCGUUCGAGCAAAAUGGCGACGGCAUCGUGGCUGAAAGCGACGAAAUAAGGGAUGAGGUCGGCGUAUUACCACCAUCUUCGCCUAUGUGUCGACCUAGCACAGCUGGAAGCUUGAACGGAGCUAUCUUCAGCCCCGCCUUUGGCUUUUCAGAGGAACCUAGUCUGCCGGGCGAGAUUACGAGACCUACACUUGCCCAUUACAGACGUUCUUCGACGCUUAGUGUCGACGAAGUCGUGGGCGAGAAGACCGAUUAUCGUUUACAACAAGUCGACAAGGACUUCACCGACAGUCAGAUGGACUACUAUCGCAUAUACGAGACUAUGCUUGGCUCCUUGAACGCUAAGAAUUCUGAAGGCAAGCUCUGCAUUGAAACGUUCUUGCAAUCAGCCCAGAAGAACUGGUACCAGCGGUUUGGUGAGGCCAAGCUUGGCCGAUCUAUGAUCUCUGCACCCGAUGUGGGCGGCAAGAAGAAGAGUGUCUCGGUGACGAUCCGUGAAGCUUCGAUCAGUGAGAGCGAUCGCACAAACAGUAUUGGCUCUCAACCUAGUGUCGAGCAAUUCUUCACUGGUAACUAUAAGGCUCCCACCGGUCUCAAGCUACUGUUGAUGUCGAAAAUUCCUUUUUUGGCUCCUGACUGGCCGUUGUACGCUUACCUGUUGGCUUUCGGCCAGAUUGUCGCCGUCAACAGCCAUCAAGUGACCAUUUUGACGGGUGCGCAAGGCGAGAACGCUUCCAAGCUCUACGUCGUCGCCUCAAUCUAUCUGGCUGCAUCACUUUUCUGGUGGGCAAUGGUUCGCAGACUCGCAUCCAAGUACGCACUCGCCCUACCUUUCUUCUUCUAUGGACUGGCAUUCUUCUUCGUCGGCCUGGCUCCCUUUGGAGCUACCCUGGAUAGCCGUGGGUGGAUUCAAAACGUCGGAGCUGGACUUUACUCAUUUGCUUCUGCCUCUGGAUCUCUGUACUUCGCGCUGAACUUUGCGAGUGAGGGUGGUGUACCGAUCCAGACUAUGAUCUUCAGAGCCACUGUCGUUCAGGGCGUACAACAACUUUGGGUAGCUGCGCUCUGGGCUUGGGGAACUCUUAUGGCUGCUAACCAUACUUCGCAAUAUACUGACACGAUCAUGAACUCAAAGGUCAUCCUGGCUAUCAUGCUACCAAUCGCUCUUUUAUUUGUCGUCAUUGGCAUAGUUCUUCUGAUCGGUCUACCUGAGUAUUAUGGGAAUCAGCCUGGCACAGUACCAAAUUUCUACAGCAGUCUCUUGAAGCGCAAGAUCGUCCUCUGGUUCUUCGUCGCCGUAAUCUUCCAGAACUAUUGGCUCUCGGCUCCAACAGGACGUAAUUGGCAAUACCUAUUCAACAGCACACAAGCUCCAGUCUGGGCUAUUGUUCUUCUCCUGCUUCUUUUCUUUAUCGUCAUUUGGUGCGCUGCUCUCUAUGCUCUGUCUCGUUUCAGUGAGCAUCACUCUUGGUUUUUGCCCAUCUUCGGUGCCGGUCUUGGCGCACCCCGCUGGUGCCAGAUGCUCUGGAGCACUUCUGGCAUGGGUCUUUACUUGCCCUGGGGCUCGACAGUCGGGAGUGCGAUCGCCGGAAGAUGUCUUUGGCUAUGGCUGGGUACUCUAGAUGCCCUGAGUGGUGUCGGUAUUGGCACGAUGCUUUUGCAGACACUCACCAGACAUCAUGUCGCGGUCACUUUGACAGCCGCUCAAGUGCUCGGUUCGAUCGCCACUAUCGCAGCUCGCGCUUCUGCACCUGACGCUACUGGCCCUGGCGCUGUGUUCCCAAAUCUGGUUGUCAGCUUGACUGGUCUUGGUGCUUGGGAGUUUUGGGUGUCGCUUCUGUUCCAAAUGGUAUUGCCGAUUGGCUUCCUUAUGUUCUUCCGCAACGAACAAUUGUUCAAGCCUUGAUGGCAUGUUGCAUCCUUGUUUCAUUUGUCGUCAGAUAUAACGUUUGUUAACGCAUGGUGUAAUGCACGAGUAAUGUAGAUAGAGUAGACUUAGGUAUAGACUAAUUGACCGACAUAAUGUAUGAUCAAUCUACGCAUUGCGCCUUACCACCCCCAAUUUUGAGCAAUGUUCUGCAAAUUGGCGUUGUUUACAUCGUUCGCAUCGCUCUUUCUCUUCCGAGCCAUUACAAGGCGCUCAAAACUUAGACGAUCCUGCUACGAGAGGAGCACUUGCCAUAACCAAUCGCGACUCGACUCAC
This is a messenger RNA of Aureobasidium subglaciale EXF-2481, 6900 nucleotides long. Its product is annotated as glycosyltransferase family 5 protein. Gene Ontology annotation, biological process: fungal-type cell wall (1->3)-alpha-glucan biosynthetic process. NCBI's taxonomy places the organism in Eukaryota, Fungi, Ascomycota, Dothideomycetes, Dothideales, Saccotheciaceae. The record is from RefSeq and is a predicted model, not a curated record. Gene Ontology annotation, molecular function: alpha-1,3-glucan synthase activity. The transcript is spliced from 2 exons. Gene Ontology annotation, cellular component: fungal-type cell wall. Bases 60 to 6602 code for a protein of 2180 amino acids.